This is a messenger RNA of Tripterygium wilfordii, 1032 nucleotides long. RefSeq lists its product as uncharacterized. The record is from RefSeq and is a predicted model, not a curated record. Lineage: Eukaryota; Viridiplantae; Streptophyta; Magnoliopsida; Celastrales; Celastraceae. The coding region runs from base 123 to 845 and encodes 240 amino acids. The transcript has 7 exons.
AAAAGAGGGAAAAAAAAAAAAAAACCGGAUAAGUCGCGCGUUUGUCUGCAACUGUAUCCUGUCCACAACUACGUCGCCGGGAAAAACACCGCUGCAAAGUAAAACGGGUCUUAUGUGCCGUAAUGGAUAUACUUGGCAGCACUGCGCAAGUUAGCACCAGGCCUUUCGUUUCCUCGCCUUUGCAACGCUGUCCCUCUCCAAUUUCCCUCGCGAAAGGCACUAAGUACGCGAAAGUGAGGUGCGCAUCGUACCUCCCUAAAUGGCUCGAGAGUAGGCGAUUGGUCUCCAUCUCUCUCGUUCUCUCGCCUUUGUUCCUUAUCCCGGACAAUGCUAUUGCUGGAAGCUUUUUUGACAAGUACGUGAAAAGGAAAAAACUUGAUCCGCUUGAGGCUUAUGUGCCUGCUAUUAUAUUGACUCAGAUAGAGAUUAAGGACCUAGAGAAAACCCUAGAGCUUGAUCAACCUCAAUUUGCUACCUGCCGAUCGCUAUUACGUUCCGGACCAUUCGCAUCCUUCCGUGUAAACAUUCGUGCUGUAGCACAAUAUGCAUCAGAUGCUGGAAAAGGUAGCACUCCAAACAAUGAUGUUGAUCAAUGUCUCAGAGCCUUGGAAGAGCUUGAUUCGUUACUGCUGCAUGCGUCCAGAAAUGAUCCAGAAGCAUCAGUCAAUGAAAUGAAGGCAAAGAUUGGUGUCGCAGUCAAUGCACUGGACAGCCUUCUCAAAACUGUCCCGUCUGACAUUUUUGAUAAAGGGAGGGCUGCGGCCGAUGCCUACAGAACCCUGGAAGAAGAUACAAAUCCUGAAAUCUUAGAUCCAGAAUUGAAGCAGCUAGAAUCAAUAUUAUGAAUUUAUGUAACUUACAAUAUCUCUUGAUCAUUUUAAAUUUGAGAAUCUUCUCUCUUGUAGUAUGAUCAAUCUCAAGGCACAUAUCAAAAAUACGUAAUAUGUGAUUGUGUCCUGCUGAGUGAUAGCAAUCAACUAAUGUAUCAUGAACUUCUUUAAAAAAGAUUAGGGAAAACUGUAGUUAUGAAAG